AUAAUCUUACUAACCCAGAUGCCUCCACUAACUCAGAUAAUUCUACUAAUUUAGAUGACUCCACUAACUUAGAUAAUUCUGCUAACUUGGAUGACCCUGCUAAUCAAAAUGACACUGCUAAUCAGAAUGAUUCUGCUAAUCAGAAUGACCCUGCUAAUUAA
Racocetra fulgida is the source of this 161-nucleotide messenger RNA. The record is from the annotation of a GenBank genome assembly. NCBI's taxonomy places the organism in Eukaryota, Fungi, Glomeromycota, Glomeromycetes, Diversisporales, Gigasporaceae.